AUGGUCGAGGAGCACCAUCCCAUCGACUCAUUCCAGGUGAACUGCAGCGUGUAUCUGACGCUAGGGUUCGAUGUUGGUGGUAGUAAUGGAUUCUUGCUGGUGACUGAAAGAAAUCUGAUUCUGAAGAACAACGACGGCACCUGUACGUUGGCGGUGAUGCCGACCGAUGCGGAUGGCUUCGACAUGGGUAAAAACAUCCAAUUGGGCAUCCCGUUCCUACGUGGGCGCUGUACAUAUUUUGACACUAGCCUUCAACGGAUCGGAUUCGCCGAUGCUAUACAGCACUGA
Haemonchus placei is the source of this 288-nucleotide messenger RNA. Lineage: Eukaryota; Metazoa; Nematoda; Chromadorea; Rhabditida; Trichostrongylidae. The record is from the annotation of a GenBank genome assembly.